AUGUCUGGUUGUUUUAAUUGUGGAGAGAGUGGACAUUUCGCUCGCGAAUGCCCAAAGGGACCGUCUGAACGUCCCAGCUUUGGUCGUGGCGGUGGUGGCCGCGGAGGUUUCUCUAGAGGUCGUGGACGUGGUGGUUAUGGUGGCAAUCGUGAGUCUACUUGCUAUAAUUGUGGUGAGUCUGGUCAUUUCGCCCGUGAGUGCACUGCGCCAAGAAACCAGAGCGGCGGUGGUGGUCGUGAUGUCCAGUGUUAUAAUUGUCAAGGAUAUGGUCACAUUUCCCGCAACUGCCCUGAACAAGCCACUCAGUAA
Molecule: messenger RNA, 309 nt
Organism: Rodentolepis nana
Lineage: Eukaryota; Metazoa; Platyhelminthes; Cestoda; Cyclophyllidea; Hymenolepididae
Source: the annotation of a GenBank genome assembly